CCCCAUAAAAAAAUCUGGGGGGCAUAACAGAAACCUACAGCUUCUGGUUGUGGGUUUGGUAGGCUAGCCUAGAUCCAGCUUGCUUCAUUGCUUGGCCGUACAGGACUGACAGUGUCUGUCUUGUCUUAGUUGGACGAAGGCACACUGACUGGAAUCGAGAUUUUGGCAUUUGUGUGCCUGUUGUGCAACGACACUGUGCUGGAUCUAGAUCUAGUAUUUCGAAUGUUGAUUAACUUGAUUUUAUACUCAGGAUGUUGUAUAGCAUGUUGCCUUGGCCAUGAUUUUGUGAUGUCAUGGACAAGUUGGUCCACGUUUUGGCGUUCCAUCUGUCGUUCAACAUAGAAUCUAGAUCUAGUAUUCAAAGGACGUUUGUGAUUUUGCCUGAACUGUUGUCAAUCUGCUUUGGGUGUGGCCCACAUAGAAUCCAAGGAUUACAUUGUAAGAGUUUCCUGUGUAUAUCGACCUGAAGUCUCCAUUGUUGUCGAACUCACAAUGACCAUGGCUUCCAAAGAUUCAAGCGACUGUGUUGUAACAGUUACAAUUGAACUUGGGCACCAAGCCAACUUCCUGAAGGAGCCAUCACCAGAAGGAUUCACCCAUGAUUGGACUGUAUUUGUACGGGGCUAUGAAGGCAGCAGAUUGGAAUACUUUGUGGAAAAAGUAGUCUUUCGUCUGCACAAGACUUUCAAAAUGCCCGUGAGAGUGAUCUCAGAGCCUCCAUAUAGAGUCAGUGAAUGUGGCUAUGCAGGAUUUAUUCUUCCCAUUGAUAUCCAUUUCAAGAACAAGCAGCAACCUCGAAAGAUUAACUUUAUGUACGACUUGUUUCUGAAUGCUCAAGAUGGACCGCCAGUGAACAAUGUGCGGUACGAAAAGCUGAAGUUUCAGAAUCCUACACCUGAGUUCAAAGCGAAACUUAUCAAAGCUGGAGGGGUUGAGCAAGGAGUAGAGCCUACACCACAGCCAUUUACUGACCUAUUUGGCACUGCAAUUAAGCCGAAAGCUGAAAAGAAACGAGGACCCAAGCCGUCCAAAGACCCCCUUAAGGAAAAAGUCAAAAAGAAAAAGAAGAAAUCUGUGUCCCCUGCUCAGUCUUUGUCAUCAUUAUCCCCAACAACAUCUGAUGAUGAAGAAAAGAUUCCAGCUAAAAAGGAAAAAGAACUAUCUCCUAAAAAGGAAAGCUUACAUUCCUCUCUGAUGUCGAAAAAAGAAUUGUCGCACAAAGAAAAAGAUAAGACAUCUUCAUCAAAGCAUAAGCUAGACUCUCUCCAUAAGGAGCACGUGAGCUCUGAGAGGGAGAAAGAGGUGAAACCUGUCAAACAUAAGUCGAAGGACAAAAAGAAAGAUAAAGAAAAGGAGAAAGAAAAAAGUUCGUCCUCAGGACAUAGAGACAAAGAUACUCAUAAAAAAGAAAAAGAUCAUAAGAGCAAAGAUUUAGAGCACAAAUCUAAAGUGACAGAGGUUUCUUCAAAGAGUAAAGAAACAGAUAGUCUAAAAGAAAAGGAUAGUUCAAGCUCAGCUGGUAAAACGUCAAGUUCAGCUUCCCACUCAGACAGAAAGAGUUCAGGAAGUAAGGAGAAGCAUUCACAUAAGGACAGAGAGAGUAGAGAGAAAGAUAGCAGCACUUCAAGUAGUAAGGAAAAACAUAAUUCCAGUAGUAAAGAUAAAGAAAAACAUAAAGAAAAAAGUUCUUCACACAAAUCAGCAUCACAGCCAUCUUUGUCGAGCACUUCUGAAGGAUCCAAGAGACCUAAAGAGGAUUCAGGAAAAGACAGAAGCAGCAAAGAGAAGGACAGACAAGAAAAGAAAUCUCAUAAAAGACCUGUUGAAUCUCCUGCUCGGGAAGAGGAAACUGAGCAUAAAAAGUUCAAGUCAGCUCCUUCCUCUGCCAGUACGGAAGAAAAGACAGUGAAGCCAAAGGAGAAAGAGAAGGAGAAAAGCAGCAGCAAUGUAACAAAACCACCCAAAGAAGGCAAAUCAUCGUCAAGUAUAUCAAAAGAUAAACCUGACAAGAGCAAACACUCAAGUGAGCAUAAACAUAGUCAUGAGUCUAAGCACAAGUCAAAACCAAAGAAAGAGGAGGAGAAAGAUGCAACAGCAGUAGCAGCAAAGGUCAAGGAUCCAGAAAAGGUGAAAGAGAAAAAGAGGGUUAAAUCAGAAGGCCUGUCCAAGUCUCAAAAACUGGCUCUGACUGCCGAUUUCCAGCCUCAGCUCUUGUUGUCUCCUAUAAAAAGUCAGUCUGAGGAGGAGCAUGAAGAGCCUCGCGAACUGCAGUCUCCCGGUGCUGAGGAAAGACUCUCUGUCUCAGACACCAAGAAAAGCUCUAGUCGAAGUCGCCAUCGUAGCAGCAGCUUGUCAUCUCAUAGCCCUUCUGCGGUAAAUUCCGACCGGGAAGCAUUGGAGGAUGAAGAGAAAGUGAAACAGAUAACUUCUGGACUCACAGACAGUGACAGUGAUUCGGAGGAGGACCAGCCCUCCAUAAAUUCAUCGCACAAAGAUCUGAAGAAUGUUUUCAGCAAGCAGACCAAUGACAGUGAGAGUUGUGAAGUUUCUAAGCCAUCCAAAAAUUCACCGGAGCUGUAUAAAAAGGGUGUUCAGGAACCCAAGAUGGAAAAGGAUGGUUCAAGCAACAGUAAAAAAGUGUCCAAAAGCCAUUCUAAGAAAGAUAAAGAAGAGAAACCCAGUAUUGUGGAGGUGGUUAAGUCAGAGGAGACUGAGACGAGAGGACUAGAUAUCCUGGCACCAAAUGGCAUACCCAUUGGAGAGUUGAUCUCUAUAAAUGAAAAAAUUGAAAAGGCUCAGUUAGAAGCAAAUCAAAGCUUGUUAGAUAAGGUUGUUGAUGUGAUAGGAAACACUGAUGACUUUGAUUUAGAUGACACUGCAUUGUUCUUUGACAUUUGCAGUGUGGAUAAAAAUGUGAUUUUUCAGAUUCAAGAUAUUUUGAGGGGUUAGUGCUUGUGGUGUUUGAAAUUAUUAUUAUUAUUUAUUUUAUAUGCUUGUUUACCUCGUGGUUAUAAAUUGUGCUAAAAUGUGUUUAUUGUGGCAUCGGUGGCCUAGUGGUUAGGUUCUCAGACUCGCAACUGUAAGGUCGUGGGUUCAGA
Messenger RNA from Aplysia californica (California sea hare), 3098 nucleotides. Its product is annotated as protein AF-9. The record is from RefSeq and is a predicted model, not a curated record. NCBI's taxonomy places the organism in Eukaryota, Metazoa, Mollusca, Gastropoda, Aplysiida, Aplysiidae. The transcript is spliced from 5 exons. Gene Ontology annotation, biological process: regulation of DNA-templated transcription. Gene Ontology annotation, cellular component: super elongation complex. Bases 493 to 2949 code for a protein of 818 amino acids.